AAUAAAAAUUACAAAUGAGUACACUAUCAUUUAAGCUUCCAAGGAAGCGUUCUUCAAGUCAAACAACGCUUAUAAACAACAAGGCCUUUAGAGUGGAAGAUAGAGAGGAUGAAUUUGAGGAAGAAACUCAAGAACUUAGAUUAAAGUGGUCAAGUAAGCAGGGGCAACUGGCGCAAACUACUCAAGAAUCCUCUGAUGACCCAAACGCCUUUGCAUACGAUGAAGUGUAUGAACAACUACAGAAUAAUGAAACGUUCUCGUUGGAUAACUUGCAAAAGAAUAGGGAAAGAAAAAGUCGAUAUCUUGCUGCUCUGAAGACAAGAGCGGAAGAAAGAAAGAUGGAACAAGAACUGCUUGAAGAAAGACUGAGUUUCAAGGAAAGAGAAAAGGAAGAAAAAGAAGGUGAAUUUAAGGAUAAAGAAAAAUUCAUUACUUUUGCAUAUAAGGAGAAAAUGAGAAGAUUGAAAGAAUGGGAACAACAACAACAGCAGCGACAAGCUUCCGAUGGAACCCAAGGUGGAACAGUUCAGGCAAACAUGUCAAGAUUUUACUGCAACCUUUUAACAAACAAUGUGGCUUUGGGCUUAACAGAUAGGGAACCUCAGGAAGACAGGAUAAGACUUUCACAGGAAAAGAUUGUCGAACAAACUGAAGUGGAAGGAUCUGGACAACCGCCGAGAGAGGAUGAAGAAAGCGAGAAAAUCGAACAACAACGGAAAAAGGCACUGUUUGGAGAACCUGAGAAGCGACCGGGUGGUUUGUUUAUUCCUUCCGUGAAGAAUUAAGUAAUACUGUAACAAGGGAACGAAAGGAUGAC
Molecule: messenger RNA, 817 nt
Organism: Galdieria sulphuraria
Lineage: Eukaryota; Rhodophyta; Bangiophyceae; Galdieriales; Galdieriaceae
Exons: 4
Coding region: 15-785 (256 amino acids)
Biological process (GO): regulation of alternative mRNA splicing, via spliceosome
Source: RefSeq, a predicted model, not a curated record